Molecule: messenger RNA, 1310 nt
Organism: Odocoileus virginianus texanus
Lineage: Eukaryota; Metazoa; Chordata; Mammalia; Artiodactyla; Cervidae
Source: RefSeq, a predicted model, not a curated record
AUGAUUAGUGCCAUAAGGGGCCGUAGUGCUCCGCUGUAUCACCCCCACCGCGAGGGGCCCCUUGGGCGGCUGCCCUGGCGCCGGGAGCCACGUGCGGGGACGUGGUGCCCUCUGAGCGCCGGCCUCCUGCAGUGCCACCUGACCAGUAUCGUCAAGAGUGCAGCCUCACAGUGCCCGCACAUCGUGCGCAUCGUGGACGUCUACGAGAACUUGUACGCGGGGCGGAAGUGCCUGCUGAUCGUCAUGGAGUGUUUGGACGGCGGAGAACUGUUCAGUCGAAUCCAGGACCGAGGAGACCAGGCCUUCACGGAACGAGAGGCCUCAGAGAUCAUGAAGAGCAUCGGCGAGGCCAUCCAGUAUUUGCACUCGAUCAACAUUGCCCAUCGGGAUGUCAAGCCUGAGAACCUCUUAUACACCUCCAAAAGGCCCAACGCCAUUCUCAAGCUCACUGAUUUUGGCUUUGCCAAGGAAACCACCAGUCACAACUCUCUGACCACUCCUUGUUACACACCAUACUACGUGGCUCCAGAGGUGCUGGGCCCAGAGAAGUACGACAAGUCCUGUGACAUGUGGUCCUUGGGUGUCAUCAUGUACAUCCUGCUAUGUGGGUACCCCCCCUUCUAUUCCAACCACGGCCUUGCCAUCUCUCCGGGCAUGAAGAGUCGCAUCCGAAUGGGCCAGUAUGAAUUCCCCAACCCAGAAUGGUCAGAAGUAUCAGAGGAAGUGAAGAUGCUCAUCCGGAACCUGCUGAAGACCGAGCCCACCCAGAGGAUGACCAUCACCGAGUUCAUGAACCACCCCUGGAUCAUGCAAUCGACGAAGGUCCCUCAGACCCCACUGCACACCAGCCGGGUCCUGAAGGAAGACAAGGAGAGGUGGGAGGACGUCAAGGAGGAGAUGACCAGUGCCUUGGCCACGAUGCGGGUCGACUACGAGCAGAUCAAGAUAAAAAAGAUUGAAGAUGCGUCCAACCCUCUGCUUCUGAAGAGGCGGAAGAAAGCGCGGGCCCUGGAGGCCGCGGCCCUCGCGCACUGAGCCAGGCCUGCCGCUCCGCUGGAGGACAAGCAAUAACUCUCGACCGGGAUGGAUUUUUUAAACAGAGAGACCCAGAGCCGCCUCCUCCCGCUCCGCAUCCUCCUCCGCCGCGUGGGGCCGGGACCUCUUCAGAGGCAGCGUUCUGCCUUCGGUUCUGGCCACCUGCCUGAGGGGGCGCCUGGGAGGCUGCGGCCCUGGGGAGAGGGAGCACCAUGCUCUCGACCCUGUGCUCAUUUGGCAAUUUUAUCAGUAAUUUGACUUAGAAUUUUUACGAA